Aspergillus eucalypticola CBS 122712 is the source of this 6430-nucleotide messenger RNA. It is a transcript of the gene hir3, whose product is annotated as putative transcriptional corepressor of histone genes (Hir3). The transcript has 4 exons. The coding region runs from base 155 to 6241 and encodes 2028 amino acids. Gene Ontology annotation, biological process: chromatin organization. Gene Ontology annotation, cellular component: nucleus; HIR complex. NCBI's taxonomy places the organism in Eukaryota, Fungi, Ascomycota, Eurotiomycetes, Eurotiales, Aspergillaceae. Gene Ontology annotation, molecular function: nucleosome binding. The record is from RefSeq and is a predicted model, not a curated record.
AAUCUCCACUCCACGUCAUUACCACCUCCCCAAGUUGGGCCUUCCCUCAGGUAGCCCGGGGUUGCUUGUCUUUGCUUUUGAAAUGUGGUAUAGCCGGCCCGGUUUUACUACCACUAUCAGGGAGCUCGUUGCGCCCUGCCAUUAAACCGGCAUUAUGUCCAGCUGGGCAGCUUUGAAUAUUGAACCCGAUGAGGCUAUUGAGGAAGAAGUCGAUGACACCAAGGAGAUCCAAAUUGAGGAGGCGCUUAAGCUGUACCAAAAUGCCUUGAAGCUCCAUUCUCAGGGUCCACAGUUCUAUGCGCAGGCCGAAGAGGCAUAUGAUGCUCUGCUGGAUUCUGAGAUAUUCAAAUAUCCCGAGUCAAUCUCUGAUUAUAGAAGAGUAGCCACUCAGGAAUCUGAACCUCAGUAUGAUGACACAGUGGUGGCGGGUGCGACAGAAGCGCUCGCGGAGUUCGACAUCAGUGACUCUACAUCGAGCACGCUGAUGCAAACCAUAUACCUAUCGUACAAGAACCACGGACAGUAUAUCCUAGAUGCGUUGCACGCAUCUCUGCAGGGUAUAACCGAAUCUUCUAAGCUUUCUGGGGAUCCCCGAAGCAAGGUCAAAGAGAAAACUAGCACAGCUUUGACGGCGUUUGCAGAAGCCCUGGAACGUGACGACUCGGAUCUGAACCUCUGGAGACAGAGCGCAAGACUUUGUAGCGCUCUGCAAAGCUAUAGACUAACACGAUACUGCCUGGAAAGUGUACUAGCAGACGAUGACAACCGCUUAGAGGUUCGGACAGAGCAGCUAGGGUUGGAAGAAACAUUUGCCGAGGAGCGCCUGCGUGAAGUGCUGCGGUCGCUGCUUGAUAGGUUGUCUGUGGCUCAAGUACCCUUGAAAAAGCCGAAAAAGGCCCUUCUCAAAUUUCUGCAGCGCCAGGCAGACCCGUAUCCCUACCUUCCCCCUCUUCCGUUAGAUCUGCAGGACACAGAUCCGUCGACGAACCCUCUUGCCUUAAAGGCUUCUCGUCAUGAGAUCAAACCAGCUAGCCCUACAUGGGCCGAUGUUGGCAAGUCGAUACUUCAAAGCCUCACUGAUGAAGAAGUCGGCGCGUCAGAGAUCGGACCUGGGGCUUCAGUUGGCAUAUCGCUGCCUACUCUCAGUCCUGAAACAAAGGCCGUAGGGUCUCAACGCCGAGCCUCAGAUGCUCAGGCCGCGGAUGAGAAAUCCAGCCAGCAGCAGGACGUCGUCAUGUCGGAGGAGCAUCAACCCACUAUGAAGUCCGAAGGGCCCGAUGUUGUGCCAGAGCAAGUCGAUGACCAUUCAUCCAUCGAUCAGCGUGCAGAGAAACAGCUUAUGGAGUCGCUAGAGAUUCAGUCGACUCAGCCCGGUAAUCCUGGAGGUCAGCAUGAGAUUGCAAAUGCCGAUGAGGUUGAUGUGAAACCCUCAAAUGGCCGGAAAAGAUCAUCUGCCUCUGCUGUUACGGAGGACCAGGCAGACCGUAUACGGGCAAAAGCCAGGAGGACCCGCCUUCGUGAAGCUACUGAGGAUGUCUCAUUCCAUAGUGAAGAGGUUAAUCUCGACUUGAAUAAAUACUACGAGGAUCGUCUUGAGAGUUUUACCCAAGCUGACGAAUGGUUAUUCGGUACUGUGGGUACUUUGCUAUCCAAUCUUGACGUAACAGACCUUGGAAGCAUUGACGAUCUGAGAAAACAAGUUUGCUCUACCAAUGAGAGCAAUGAUUCUGCAACUACCGUGACUUGCGCUCCUGAGGGCGCAGGACACUUACUCGUCCGUGAUUUGAUGGAUCUCAUCAAGUCCUGGGAUGAAGCCAAGUCCCAUGCUAUGCACCAGCCAGAUAAUCUUUCCACGCUUCAGGACAUCCGGGGUAUGGGAAAAUCUGGUAUUGCGAUUUUCCUUGAGCAUUCAAGAAAGUCGACCAGGAAAUUAGGCAUCAAACAAGUCCUCUCCGGAGAAGACGCACUCUACACGUUCCUAAGGACAGUUAAUGACGGAUGGCUUCCCUUGCACGAUGUCGCCCUUUGCUGGCUCAAAGCGCUACUAAUGCCCGACUUUGCGAGAUAUGCGACGGAUGACAUACUACAACAAGACGGGCCUGUCGUGGAGUCCGCGUAUACCCUCUAUCAAUGGCCGGAUACUCUGAAGGAAGCAGUCGUGCAACUCCUGCUGCAUGAAGACGAAUACAUCUAUAGACAUAUGCGCGAACAGAUCGACAACCUUGAGAACAACGUUCUGUCCAAUGGAUCUGGAAGACUUGCAUACAGCACACAAUACUUGUCGGACUUGGAGAUGCUUCAAACCCUCUUCGAGCUUCACCUCGACAUCUAUGCGUCUAUCAACAAUCCAAACAGUGAAAUUGAUGGUCAAACAAGGCUACUGCAGCGUGAUCGCUUGGCAAGAUGGUGCUUGCUCGCGCGGACAUCGCUCACCCACUUCCUGGAUCACAGCUCUCCUAGCCCCACUCGGGAAAGAAUGGUACUCCGUCAUAUCUGGGCAUCAACGUUCCAUUCAAACAUGGCUGGAGAUAUUCAGAGGGAGCACGUCCUACUUUGCCUCCAGGAGCUGAAGUUAUUCUUGGUAUCACUCAAAAACCCAGCCAUAAGCCUGGUGAACAAUGCGGUGAUGCCCGAGCUGUCGACCGAGGCAGUUGAUCAGGAGAUCUCCAAGCUGAAGUCGAUGGAUUUCUUCAUGAAAAUAUUUAACCCGACGUCGGACGACCCUGUUGGUCUGAUCGAGACUAUUGAGCCUAUCCUCGAACCUUCCUCUGUCCAAUUCGGCGAAGGUCUCGACGGAGAAGUAUCUGAAAAGCCAACUUCUCAGCUCCUUGAGAUGGCAUCCUUUCUAGACCGCGGAGAUGCUACCUUGAGGCUUUUCCUAUGGAAGAGACUACAAGAUGCGUACAAGAAGAUUGAAUAUCCCCCUAAGGUCGUUUCCUGCUACCUCCGCAGCAUUGAAAUCAUUAUGAAGGAGCUUAGCACUCCUGCACAUCUCGAUGAGCCCGGUGACCAUCGUCAGAUCACUUUGCUCAGAUGGCUCAAAUCACUCGACGGCAUUCUAAGCAAAGCUGUCACGAUCGUCUUACAUGAAUCGGAAAAAGCGUAUGAGUGCUUUGACAUGGAACAUUUAAGAUCAUCAAUGUCUGCCGUCGCUCGUCUUACAAAGCUCCUCCACAGUUUUGCCCUGUACGAAGACUUGGUUCGUGUAGGUAAACUGUCAGGACCGGAGCUCCGUGGAGCAUUGGCAAAGUCUCUGGAGGGUCUGAAAGAUAAGCUGCGCGAGAUGCAAGUCCGUUGCUGGAUCUUGCAGUAUACGCUACUGAAGGACGCCAUUACACAGAAUCCUGAAGCUUUCGAUACACCCAUGGAAGACCGCGUUCAUUACUUACGGUCGGUACACAAUGCCCUAGGGAUUCGCAGGAUGUGCAGGUUCUCCCAUAAGCAAUUUCUCAAACUGGUCAGGUCUGAGAUAUUCACUCUUGACGUGGAGCAGGACACCGAGCUGGAUAUCUGUCAAAUCCUGUACGAUAUCUAUGGUAUCAAGUUGUCCCCGGUGGAUGGUUCAUUGAAUGACCAUGGAUGUCCUCCCGAAAAGCUGGACCGCUCCACGGCGAUCGUCAUGGUGGACUUCGUCAUGAAGCAGGCCAAGAAGAUGAAUAUCAAGGACCUGUCAAAAUCCGAGCUGAAAUCUACUAUAGACAAGAUGCAGCAAGCCAUCGGUACUACGAAGUCGUCGCCUCCGCUAUCAUACAACAAGCGUAUCAUCACCGCCUACUUGAAGUCACCAAUCAAUCCUUCUGAGAUAUCCCGUGCCAUUCAGGGAGUGGCUGACCUCCCACUAAUUCCUGUACCUGCAGAAAGUGCAGUUAUUGCUCAAAACGGCUGGUAUUUCCUUCUGGGUCAUGCUGCUUUGACAAAGUUUCGCUCCCAGAAGCGUCUGAACCCCGUACCCACAACGGAUCUCGACGAUGCAAUCGUAUGGUUCAGACAAGAUUUGGAGCACGGGACGUCAAGAUGGGAGACCUGGUACCGGCUCGCCCAGACGUAUGACUCGAAGCUUGAGGAGGAUAUUACCUGGUCUGCUGAUAAGAUCAAUAACAAUCGGAUGGAGUUGGUCACCUGGCAACGCAACGCAAUUCAUUGCUACGCAAUGGCAAUUGCAACAGCUAUUAAAUACUCAGAACCAACAGCUGAGACUCGCGCAAUGCUCUCAGAUCUGUUCACUGAUUUUGGUAUACGUCUAUACUCUUCUUCGCGAGCGCCCCUAUCGAUGGGGGCUUUCAGUCUAGCUGAUUUCACGCGGCAUUUUAGUGGCGAGGAAGACCAGCGGAUGUAUGAAGGAAGGCCUUUUAGGGAGAUGAAGCUUUAUACCGUCUGGAAUCUUGCCAGCUACUUGCUUAAGCGUGCUCUUGUCGACAAGCCCAAGAAUUGGAUGACUCAUUAUAUGCGGAGUAAAUGCCUCUGGAAGAUGUUCAGCUGUGAUGAAUCUGUUAGAGGUUCUUUUAAACGGAUUGAAGUCGAUGUGGUCUUGGAUUCCCUGCUCGAUGCCAUCGAUGCCCUGCCCCAGCGGAGGGAUUCACGCUCUGAUCCUAUAUUUGAGCCACAUUAUAAGCUUGUCUCGGUAGUACACAAGCUUGUGCAUCGUGGGACUCUAACGGCUGCGGAGGGAAGCAAGACGCUCCUGGCAACACCUUGGGCUCGCAAAGUCCAGCCUCCGGAAGACCAGACGGCAUGGAAGAGAUACAUACUCGAGGUGCUUCGGAGCCUGCAGAAAGCGGACAAAUCAAAUUGGCACCAUCGUAUGGCUGUCAGGGCUGCACAUAUUAUGUACGAUGACGACAAAGACUCUGCAGAUGCAGCCACCUCCGCAAAGAACGAGCUUACCCAGCAGAUCUUCACCAAAACAAUGACAAUCCAGGUCUGGAGACCUGAGUUUGAGCGGCCUGGUCGGCAUUUCGUUUACACCACACGCUACGCUUACUUCUUCGUCAACCUCCUCGACCAGCUCAAUGAUCGAGCAAACCUCGACCAAUUACUGCGCCGAGUAAGGAAGAAGCAGGGGGAUUUUAUCAAUCACAGCAAGCUUUGGGAGGAUGCGUGUCUUACCUAUGCCAGGGUAAUUCGGAGAGCUGGCCAUAUCAGCGAGGGCCAUGAAGAGGGCGUAUUCAAGCCCAUUGGUUGGGAAGAAUUUGUCGCAAACACAGCCCGUUUGGAAGGCCUUGCACAAUUAUCCCCAGAAAGCCCAUCCCUUCUUGAACUCCUUCGAGAUGCUAUUGAGCUGAAAAAGCUCAACAACAACCUUAUGAAGGUCUCGUUGCUCGAAGACCUUAUUGCAGACCUCUACGCCCGACUUUACGAAGUCAACAUGCCACAAGUCAUCGAACAAGCGAAUGAAGAGAAUAAAGAGAAGAUGAAAGUCGAUCAUCUUCUCAUGGUCAGUGACGGAGCUGCCGAUACUUCUACGCCUCCAACCUCAGCCCCAGCCUCUGAAGCACCUGCACCUCGCGGUCGUACAAAGGGUAUCGCACGACGUGACAUCCAAAAACGAGCCGAGACGAUUGUCAAUCGUAAAGUGCCUCCGCGUGCACCCAUGGCCAAAACUUCUGCCAACACAGAAGCCGAACAAGCCAACAUCUCCGAAGCUGGUCCAACCUCCGCUCCCAGGCAGACAAACAAAUCAGGGUUGCUUGAACCUGGAACUGAAGAUGUCGGAUCAGGACAGCAGAGCGAUAUUCCCAACAGCCUGCAUGAUAGCGCGGAUGAUGAGAGCGAACUCAGCGAAAUGGACGACGAGAGACUGGCCAAGCUGACAACUGAACGCAAGUUACUGUUCCCUAACCUCGAUGACCGGGGUUCCAUGGAUCCGGAGUCGGAGAUGUCUGCCCAGGCCAGUGCCGAUGGGGAUGAAGGGCAAGACAUGGAGGGAGAUACCGAGCUUGUAGAGGGCGAAGGCGAGACUAUGGUCGAAGAAGGCGAAGACCCUGGCGACGGUGACGAUGAUGAAAUGGAAGGCGAAGAAGAGAAUGAAAAUGAAGCUGGCGGGGACGAAGACAUGGAAGGUGAAGGCGAAGAUGAAGGGGAGGGGGAGGGGGAUCCGGAAGAGGAUGAAGAUGGCAACGAUAUCACCGAAAUGGAAGGUGCGCAGGAUAAUGACGAGAUGGACGACGUUGAGCAGGCCGAGAUUCCCGGAACAGAUCAGGAAAGCGAAGCUGGUUCUGAACCGGAAGUAAUGGAAACAUAAAUGAUGGUUAACCAUCGUGCGAGUGUCGAAUCAUUCGUGCUCAUGUUUGAUAUGACCAUUUGACUUUCGAAGUAUGCGUUAGGGUCUCAUGUACUUCAUGGCGUGCAACGAACGGUAGGCGUUCAAGGAGGUACUUCUCAACAAGCUUCAUGUAUCAUAGAGAACUAUUAAUAUUAUAACAAGAAAGGG